This is a messenger RNA of Gorilla gorilla gorilla (western lowland gorilla), 12307 nucleotides long. Its product is annotated as titin-like. Gene Ontology annotation, molecular function: ABC-type transporter activity; ATP binding; ATP hydrolysis activity. Lineage: Eukaryota; Metazoa; Chordata; Mammalia; Primates; Hominidae. Gene Ontology annotation, biological process: transmembrane transport. Gene Ontology annotation, cellular component: membrane. The record is from RefSeq and is a predicted model, not a curated record.
ACCCGCCGCCGCCGCCGCCGCCGCCGCCGCCGCCGCCGCCAGCAGCCGGGCCCGAUCACCCGCCGCCCGAUCACCCGCCGCCGUCUGCGCCACCGGCAUGGCGUUCAGGGGCUUCUGCAGCGCCGAUGGCUCCGACCCGCUCUCGGACUGGAAUGUCACGUGGAAUACCAGCAACCCGGACUUCACCAAGUGCUUCCUCGUGUGGGUGCCUUGUUUUUACCUCUGGGCCUGUUUCCCCUUCUACUUCCUCUAUCUCUCCCGACAUGACCGAGGCUACAUUCAGAUGACACCUCUCAACAAAACCAAAACUGCCUUGGGAUUUUUGCUGUGGAUCGUGUGCUGGGCAGACCUCUUCUACUCUUUCUGGGAAAGAAGUCGGGGCAUAUUCCUGGCCCCAGUGUUUCUGGUCAGCCCAACUCUCUUGGGCAUCACCAUGCUGCUUGCUACCUUUUUAAUUCAGCUGGAGAGGAGGAAGGGAGUUCAGUCUUCAGGGAUCAUGCUCACUUUCUGGCUGGUAGCCCUAGUGUGUGCCCUAGCCAUCCUGAGAUCCAAAAUUAUGACAGCCUUAAAAGAGGAUGCCCAGGUGGACCUGUUUCGUAACAUCACUUUCUGCGUCUACUUUUCCCUCUUACUCAUUCAGCUCGUCUUGUCCUGUUUCUCAGAUCGCUCACGCCUGUUCUCGGAAAACCACGACCCUAAUCCCUGCCCAGAGUCCAGCGCUUCCUUCCUGUCGAGGAUCACCUUCUGGUGGAUCACAGGGUUGAUUGUCCGGGGCUACCGCCAGCCCCUGGAGGGCAGUGACCUCUGGUCUUUAAACAAGGAGGACACGUCGGAACAAGUCGUGCCUGUUUUGGUAAAGAAGUGGAAGAAGGAAUGCGCCAAGACUAGGAAGCAGCCGGUGAAGGUCGUGUACUCCUCCAAGGAUCCUGCCCAGCCGAAAGAGAGUUCCAAGGUGGAUGCGAAUGAGGAGGUGGAGGCUUUGAUUGUCAAGUCCCCACAGAAGGAGUGGAACCCCUCUCUGUUUAAGGUGUUAUACAAGACCUUUGGGCCCUACUUCCUCAUGAGCUUCUUCUUUAAGGCCAUCCACGACCUGAUGAUGUUUUCCGGGCCGCAGAUCUUAAAGUUGCUCAUCAAGUUCGUGAACGACACGAAGGCCCCAGACUGGCAGGGCUACUUCUACACCGUGCUGCUGUUUGUCACUGCCUGCCUGCAGACCCUCGUGCUGCACCAGUACUUCCACAUCUGCUUUGUCAGUGGCAUGAGGAUCAAGACCGCUGUCAUUGGGGCUGUCUAUCGGAAGGCCCUGGUGAUCACCAGUUCAGCCAGAAAAUCCUCCACGGUCGGGGAGAUUGUCAACCUCAUGUCUGUGGACGCUCAGAGGUUCGUGGACUUGGCCACAUACAUCAACAUGAUCUGGUCAGCCCCCCUGCAAGUCAUCGUUGCUCUCUACCUCCUGUGGCUGAACCUGGGCCCCUCCGUCCUGGCUGGAGUGGCGGUGAUGGUCCUCAUGGUGCCCGUCAAUGCUGUGAUGGCGAUGAAGACCAAGACGUAUCAGGUGGCCCACAUGAAGAGCAAAGACAAUCGGAUCAAGCUGAUGAACGAAAUUCUCAAUGGGAUCAAAGUGCUAAAGCUUUAUGCCUGGGAGCUGGCAUUCAAGGACAAGGUGCUGGCCAUCAGGCAGGAGGAGCUGAAGGUGCUGAAGAAGUCUGCCUACCUGUCAGCCGUGGGCACCUUCACCUGGGUCUGCACGCCCUUCCUGGUGGCCCUGUGCACGUUUGCCGUCUACGUGACCAUUGACAAGAACAACAUCCUGGAUGCCCAGACAGCCUUCGUGUCUUUGGCCUUGUUCAGCAUCCUCCGGUUUCCCCUGAACAUUCUUCCCAUGGUCAUCAGCAGCAUCGUGCAGGCAAGUGUCUCCCUCAAACGCCUGAGGAUCUUUCUCUCCCAUGAGGAGCUGGAACCUGACAGCAUCGAGCGACGGCCUGUCAAAGACGGCGGGGGCACGAACAGCAUCACCGUGAGGAAUGCCACAUUCACCUGGGCCAGGAGCGACCCACCCACACUGAAUGGCAUCACCUUCUCCAUCCCCGAAGGUGCUUUGGUGGCCGUGGUGGGCCAGGUGGGCUGCGGAAAGUCGUCCCUGCUCUCAGCCCUCUUGGCUGAGAUGGACAAAGUGGAGGGGCACGUGGCUAUCAAGGGCUCCGUGGCCUAUGUGCCACAGCAGGCCUGGAUUCAGAAUGAUUCUCUCCGAGAAAACAUCCUUUUUGGAUGUCAGCUGGAGGAACCAUAUUACAGGUCCGUGAUACAGGCCUGUGCCCUCCUCCCAGACCUGGAAAUCCUGCCCAGCGGGGAUCGGACAGAGAUUGGCGAGAAGGGCGUGAACCUGUCUGGGGGCCAGAAGCAGCGCGUGAGCCUGGCCCGGGCCGUGUACUCCAACGCUGACAUUUACGUCUUCGAUGAUCCCCUCUCAGCAGUGGAUGCCCAUGUGGGAAAACACAUCUUUGAAAAUGUGAUUGGCCCCAAGGGGAUGCUGAAGAACAAGACGCGAAUCUUGGUCACGCAGAGCAUGAGCUACUUGCCGCAGGUGGACGUCAUCAUCGUCAUGAGUGGCGGCAAGAUCUCUGAGAUGGGCUCCUACCAGGAGCUGCUGGCCCGAGACGGCGCCUUCGCCGAGUUCCUGCGUACCUAUGCCAGCACAGAGCAGGAGCAGGACGCAGAGGAGAACGUGACCUUGAGGAACCCUGGGAGCUCAGGAAGGAAGGAGCGCCCAGAAGCAGGGACAGGGAGCUGGUUGGGGAGGACCAGAAAUCAGGUUAUCAAUACUCUGGCUGACCAUCAUCAUCGUGGGACUGACUUUGGUGGAAGUCCUUGGUUAGAUAUCAUUAUUGAAUUUCCGAGAAGUUAUAAAGUUGUCAUUAUCCUCUGGACAGUUUACCUUUGGUUGUCUUUCCUGAAGACUAUCUUCCAGUCUGAAAAGGGACAUGAUGGAUCCACAGAUGUACAGCAGAGAGCCUGGAGGUCCAACCGCCGUAGACAGGAAGGGCUGAGGUCCAUUUGUAUGCACACAAAGAAAAGAGUUUCUUCCUUUCCAGGAAAUAAAAUUGGCCGGAAAGACGUCAUUACUCUAUGGAGACAUGUGAAAACAAAAGUUACGCCUAAAAUCCGUAAGAUGAAGGUGACAGCGAAAAUCAACCAUCAUGACAAAAUCAGUGGAAAGAGGAAGACCGCCAAAAAACAGAAAAUGUUUCAACGUGCGCAAGAGUUGCGGCGGCGGGCAGAGGACUACCACAAACGCAAAAUCCCCCCUUCUGCAAGAAAGCCUCUUUGCAACUGGGUCAGAAUGGCGGCAGCGGAGCAUCGUCAUUCUUCAGGAUUGCCCCACUGGCCCUACCUCACAGCUGAAACUUUAAAAAACAGGAUGGGCCACCAGCCACCUCCUCCAACUCAACAACAUUCUAUAACUGAUAACUCCCUGAGCCUCAAGACACGUGCCGAAUGUCUGGUCUAUCCCCUUCCACCCUCAGCGGAUGAUAAUCUCACGACGCCUCCCGAGUGUUUCCUCACUCCUCUUCCACCCUCAGCUCCACCCUCAGCGGAUGAUAAUCUCAAGACACCUCCCUUAGCUACUCAGGAGGCUGAGGCAGAAAAACCACCCAAACCCGAGAGAGAGAGGGCCGCUGACGUGGAACCACCACCGAAACCCGAGAGGCGGAGGGCCGCUGACGUGCAACCAUCACGGAAACCCGAGAGGCGGAGGACCACUGACGUGCAACCAUCACGGAAACCCGAGAGGCGGAGGGCCGCAGUGGAUAAGACACCUGCCGAGUUUCUGGUCUAUCCCCUUCCACCCUCAGCGGAUGAUAAUCUCGAAACGCCUCUCGAGUGUCUCCUCGCUCCUCUUCCACCCUCACGUCUAUCCCCAGCUCCACCCUCAGCGGAUGAUAAGACACCUGCCGAGUUUCUGGUCUAUCCCCUUCCACCCUCAGCGGAUGAUAAUCUCGAAACGCCUCUCGAGUGUCUCCUCACUCCUCUUCCACCCUCACCUCCACCCUCAGCUCCACCCUCAGCAGAUGAUAAUCUCAAGACACCUCCCUUAGCUACUCAGGAGGCUGAGGCAGAAAAACCACCCAAACCCGAGAGACAGAGGGCCGCUGAUGUGGAACCACCACCGAAACCCGAGAGGCGGAGGGCCGCUGACGUGCAACCAUCACGGAAACCCGAGAGGCGGAGGGCGGCUGACGUGCAACCAUCACGGAAACCCGAGAGGCGGAGGACCACUGACGUGCAACCAUCACGGAAACCCGAGAGGCGGAGGGCCGCAGUGGAUAAGACACCUGCCGAGUUUCUGGUCUAUCCCCUUCCACCCUCAGCGGAUGAUAAUCUCGAAAUGCCUCUCGAGUGUCUCCUCACUCCUCUUCCACCCUCACCUCCACCCUCAGCUCCACCCUCAGCGGAUGAUAAUCUCAAGACACCUCCCUUAGCUACUCAGGAGGCUGAGGCAGAAAAACCACCCAAACCCGAGAGACAGAGGGCCGCUGACGUGGAACCACCACCGAAACCCGAGAGGCGGAGGGCCGCUGACGUGCAACCAUCACGGAAACCCGAGAGGCGGAGGGCCGCAGUGGAUAAGACACCUGCCGAGUUUCUGGUCUAUCCCCUUCCACCCUCAGCGGAUGAUAAUCUCGAAAUGCCUCUCGAGUGUCUCCUCACUCCUCUUCCACCCUCACCUCCACCCUCAGCGGAUGAUAAUCUCAAGACACCUCCCUUAGCUACUCAGGAGGCUGAGGCAGAAAAACCACCCAAACCCGAGAGACAGAGGGCCGCUGACGUGGAACCACCACCGAAACCCGAGAGGCGGAGGGCCGCUGACGUGCAACCAUCAUGGAAACCCGAGAGGCGGAGGACCACUGACGUGCAACCAUCACGGAAACCCGAGAGGCGGAGGGCCGCAGUGGAUAAGACACCUGCCGAGUUUCUGGUCUAUCCCCUUCCACCCUCAGCGGAUGAUAAUCUCGAAAUGCCUCUCGAGUGUCUCCUCACUCCUCUUCCACCCUCACCUCCACCCUCAGCUCCACCCUCAGCGGAUGAUAAUCUCAAGACACCUCCCUUAGCUACUCAGGAGGCUGAGGCAGAAAAACCACCCAAACCCGAGAGACAGAGGGCCGCUGACGUGGAACCACCACCGAAACCCGAGAGGCGGAGGGCCGCUGACGUGCAACCAUCACGGAAACCCGAGAGGCGGAGGGCCGCAGUGGAUAAGACACCUGCCGAGUUUCUGGUCUAUCCCCUUCCACCCUCAGCGGAUGAUAAUCUCGAAAUGCCUCUCGAGUGUCUCCUCACUCCUCUUCCACCCUCACCUCCACCCUCAGCGGAUGAUAAUCUCAAGACACCUCCCUUAGCUACUCAGGAGGCUGAGGCAGAAAAACCACCCAAACCCGAGAGACAGAGGGCCGCUGACGUGGAACCACCACCGAAACCCGAGAGGCGGAGGGCCGCUGACGUGCAACCAUCAUGGAAACCCGAGAGGCGGAGGACCACUGACGUGCAACCAUCACGGAAACCCGAGAGGCGGAGGGCCGCAGUGGAUAAGACACCUGCCGAGUUUCUGGUCUAUCCCCUUCCACCCUCAGCGGAUGAUAAUCUCGAAAUGCCUCUCGAGUGUCUCCUCACUCCUCUUCCACCCUCACCUCCACCCUCAGCUCCACCCUCAGCGGAUGAUAAUCUCAAGACACCUCCCUUAGCUACUCAGGAGGCUGAGGCAGAAAAACCACCCAAACCCGAGAAACAGAGGGCCGCUGACGUGGAACCACCACCGAAACCCGAGAGGCGGAGGGCCGCUGACGUGCAACCAUCACGGAAACCCGAGAGGCGGAGGGCCGCUGACGUGCAACCAUCACGGAAACCCGAGAGGUGGAGGACCACUGACGUGCAACCAUCACGGAAACCCGAGAGGCGGAGGGCCGCAGUGGAUAAGACACCUGCCGAGUUUCUGGUCUAUCCCCUUCCACCCUCAGCGGAUGAUAAUCUCGAAAUGCCUCUCGAGUGUCUCCUCACUCCUCUUCCACCCUCACCUCCACCCUCAGCGGAUGAUAAUCUCAAGACACCUCCCUUAGCUACUCAGGAGGCUGAGGCAGAAAAACCACCCAAACCCGAGAGACAGAGGGCCGCUGACGUGGAACCACCACCGAAACCCGAGAGGCGGAGGGCCGCUGACGUGCAACCAUCAUGGAAACCCGAGAGGCGGAGGACCACUGACGUGCAACCAUCACGGAAACCCGAGAGGCGGAGGGCCGCAGUGGAUAAGACACCUGCCGAGUUUCUGGUCUAUCCCCUUCCACCCUCAGCGGAUGAUAAUCUCGAAAUGCCUCUCGAGUGUCUCCUCACUCCUCUUCCACCCUCACCUCCACCCUCAGCUCCACCCUCAGCGGAUGAUAAUCUCAAGACACCUCCCUUAGCUACUCAGGAGGCUGAGGCAGAAAAACCACCCAAACCCGAGAGACAGAGGGCCGCUGACGUGGAACCACCACCGAAACCCGAGAGGCGGAGGGCCGCUGACGUGCAACCAUCACGGAAACCCGAGAGGCGGAGGGCCGCUGACGUGCAACCAUCAUGGAAACCCGAGAGGCGGAGGACCACUGACGUGCAACCAUCACGGAAACCCGAGAGGCGGAGGGCCGCAGUGGAUAAGACACCUGCCGAGUUUCUGGUCUAUCCACUUCCACCCUCAGCGGAUGAUAAUCUCGAAACGCCUCUCGAGUGUCUCCUCGCUCCUCUUCCACCCUCACGUCUAUCCCCAGCUCCACCCUCAGCGGAUGAUAAGACACCUGCCGAGUUUCUGGUCUAUCCCCUUCCACCCUCAGCGGAUGAUAAUCUCGAAACGCCUCUCGAGUGUCUCCUCACUCCUCUUCCACCCUCACCUCCACCCUCAGCUCCACCCUCAGCGGAUGAUAAUCUCAAGACACCUCCCUUAGCUACUCAGGAGGCUGAGGCAGAAAAACCACCCAAACCCGAGAGACAGAGGGCCGCUGACGUGGAACCACCACCGAAACCCGAGAGGCGGAGGGCCGCUGACGUGCAACCAUCACGGAAACCCGAGAGGCGGAGGGCCGCUGACGUGCAACCAUCAUGGAAACCCGAGAGGCGGAGGACCACUGACGUGCAACCAUCACGGAAACCCGAGAGGCGGAGGGCCGCAGUGGAUAAGACACCUGCCGAGUUUCUGGUCUAUCCACUUCCACCCUCAGCGGAUGAUAAUCUCGAAACGCCUCUCGAGUGUCUCCUCGCUCCUCUUCCACCCUCACGUCUAUCCCCAGCUCCACCCUCAGCGGAUGAUAAGACACCUGCCGAGUUUCUGGUCUAUCCCCUUCCACCCUCAGCGGAUGAUAAUCUCGAAACGCCUCUCGAGUGUCUCCUCACUCCUCUUCCACCCUCACCUCCACCCUCAGCUCCACCCUCAGCGGAUGAUAAUCUCAAGACACCUCCCUUAGCUACUCAGGAGGCUGAGGCAGAAAAACCACCCAAACCCGAGAGACAGAGGGCCGCUGACGUGGAACCACCACCGAAACCCGAGAGGCGGAGGGCCGCUGACGUGCAACCAUCACGGAAACCCGAGAGGCGGAGGGCCGCUGACGUGCAACCAUCAUGGAAACCCGAGAGGCGGAGGACCACUGACGUGCAACCAUCACGGAAACCCGAGAGGCGGAGGGCCGCAGUGGAUAAGACACCUGCCGAGUUUCUGGUCUAUCCACUUCCACCCUCAGCGGAUGAUAAUCUCGAAACGCCUCUCGAGUGUCUCCUCGCUCCUCUUCCACCCUCACGUCUAUCCCCAGCUCCACCCUCAGCGGAUGAUAAGACACCUGCCGAGUUUCUGGUCUAUCCCCUUCCACCCUCAGCGGAUGAUAAUCUCGAAACGCCUCUCGAGUGUCUCCUCACUCCUCUUCCACCCUCACCUCCACCCUCAGCUCCACCCUCAGCGGAUGAUAAUCUCAAGACACCUCCCUUAGCUACUCAGGAGGCUGAGGCAGAAAAACCACCCAAACCCGAGAGACAGAGGGCCGCUGACGUGGAACCACCACCGAAACCCGAGAGGCGGAGGGCCACUGACGUGCAACCAUCACGGAAACCCGAGAGGCGGAGGGCCGCUGACGUGCAACCAUCAUGGAAACCCGAGAGGCGGAGGACCACUGACGUGCAACCAUCACGGAAACCCGAGAGGCGGAGGGCCGCAGUGGAUAAGACACCUGCCGAGUUUCUGGUCUAUCCCCUUCCACCCUCAGCGGAUGAUAAUCUCGAAACGCCUCUCGAGUGUCUCCUCACUCCUCUUCCACCCUCACCUCCAUCCUCAGCUCCACCCUCAGCGGAUGAUAAUCUCAAGACACCUCCCUUAGCUACUCAGGAGGCUGAGGCAGGAAAACCACCCAAACCCGAGAGAGAGAGGGCCGCUGACGUGGAACCACCACCGAAACCCGAGAGGCGGAGGGCCGCUGACGUGCAACCAGCACUGAAACCCGAGAGGCGGAGGGCCGCUGACGUGCAACCAUCACGGAAACCCGAGAGGCGGAGGGCCGCAGUGGAUAAGACACCUGCCGAGUUUCUGGUCUAUCCUCUUCCACCCUCAGCGGAUGAUAAUCUCAAAAUGCCUCUCGAGUGUCUCCUUACUCCUCUUCCACCCUCACCUCCAUCCUCAGCUCCACCCUCAGCGGAUGAUAAUCUCAAGACACCUCCCUUAGCUACUCAGGAGGCUGAGGCAGAAAAACCACCGAAACCCGAGAGGCGGAGCGCCGCUGACGCGCAGCCGUCGCUGAAACCCGAGAGGCGGAGCGCCGCUGACGUGCAGCCGUCGCCGAAACCUGAGAGGCGGAGGGCCGCUGACCUGGAAUCACCACCGAAACCCGAGAGGCGGAGGGCCGCUGACCUGGAAUCACCACCGAAACCUGAGAGGCGGAGGGCCGCUGACACGCAACCAUCACCGAAACCCGAGAGGCGGAGGGCCGCUGACCUGGAAUCACCACCGAAACCCGAGAGGCGGAGCGCCGCUGACCUGGAAUCACCACCGAAACCCGAGAGGCGGAGGGCCGCUGACGUGCAACCAUCACUGAAACCCGAGAGGCGGAGCGCCGCUGACGCGCAGCCGUCGCCGAAACCUGAGAGGCGGAGGGCCACUGACCUGGAAUCACCACCGAAACUCGAGAGGCGGAGCGCCGCUGACGCGCAGCCGUCGCCGAAACCUGACAGGCGGAGGGCCACUGACGUGGAAUCACCACCGAAACUCGAGAGGCGGAGCGCCGCUGACGCGCAACCAUCACCGAAACCCGAGAGGCGGAGCGCCGCUGAUGCGCAGCCGUCGCCGAAACCUGAGAGGCGGAGGGCCGCUGACCUGGAAUCACCACCAAAACCCGAGAGGCGGAGGGUCGCUGACCUGGAAUCACCACCGAAACCCGAGAGGCGGAGGGCCGCUGACGCGCAACCAUCACCGAAACCUGAGAGGCGGAGGGCCGCUGACGCGCAACCAUCACCGAAACCCGAGAGGCGGAGCGCCGCUGACGCGCAGCCAUCACCGAAACCCGAGAGGCGGAGGGCCGCUGACGCGCAGCCAUCACCGAAACCCGAGAGGCGGAGCGCCGCUGACGCGCAGCCAUCACCGAAACCCGAGAGGCGGAGCGCCGCUGACGCGGAACCAUCAUCACCCGAACCCAAGAGGCGGAGGGUCGCUGACGAACCGCCAUGCAAACCCCCACGCAAACCCAAGAGGCGGAGGGCCGCUGACAGGGAACGGCCACGCAAACCCCCACGCAAACCCAAGAGGUGGAGCGCCGCUGAGGCGCAGCCGUCGCCGAAACCUGAGAGGCGGAGCGCCACUGACGCGGAACCUCCACGCAAGCCCAAGAGGCGGAGGGCCGCUGACCGGAAACCAUCAUCACCCGAACCCAAGAGGCGGAGGGUCGCUGACGUGGAACCGCCACACAAACCCAAGAGGCGCAGGGUCGCUGACGUGAGACGGCCACGCAAACCCCCACGCAAACCCAAGAGGUGGAGCGCCGCUAAGGCGCAGCCGUCGCCGAAACCCGAGGGGCGGAGCGCCGCUGAGGCGCAGCCGUCGCCGAAACCCGAGGGGCGGAGCGCCGCUGACGCGCAGCCGUCGCCGAAACCCGAGGGGCGGAGCGCCGCUGACGCGCAGCCGUCGCCGAAACCCGAGGGGCGGAGCGCCGCUGAGGCGCAGCCGUCGCCGAAACCCGAGGGGCGGAGCGCCGCUGACGCGCAGCCGUCGCCGAAACCCGAGGGGCGGAGCGCCGCUGACGCGCAGCCGUCGCCGAAACCCGAGGGGCGGAGCGCCGCUGACGCGCAGCCGUCGCCGAAACCCGAGGGGCGGAGCGCCGCUGACGCGCAGGCGUCGCCGAAACCCGAGAGGCGGAGCGCCGCUGACCUGGAAUCACCACCGCAACCCGAGAGGCGGAGCACCGCUGACGCGCAAGCAUCACCGAAAUCCGAGAGGCGGAGCGCCGCUGAGGCGCAGCCGUCGCCGAAACCCGAGAGGCGGAGCGCCGCUGACACGCAGCCAUCACUGAAACCUGAGAGGCGGAGCGUCGCUGACACGCAGCCAUCACCGAAACCCGAGAGGCGGAGCGUCGCUGACACGCAGCCAUCACCGAAACCUGAGAGGCGGAGCGUCGCUGACACGCAGCCAUCACCGAAACCCGAGAGGCGGAGCGUCGCUGACCUGGAAUCACCACCGAAACCCGAGAGGCGGAGCGCCGCUGAGGCGCAGCCGUCACCGAAACCCGAGAGGCGGAGCGCCGCUGACACGCAGCCAUCACCGAAACCUGAGAGGCGGAGCGUCGCUGACACGCAGCCAUCACCGAAACCUGAGAGGCGGAGCGUCGCUGACCUGGAAUCACCACCGAAACCCGAGAGGCGGAGCGCCGCUGACCUGGAAUCACCACCGAAACCCGAGAGGCGGAGCGCCGCUGAGGCGCAGCCGUCGCCGAAACCCGAGAGGCGGAGCGCCGCUGACACGCAGCCAUCAUCGAAACCCGAGAGGCGGAGCGUCGCUGACACGCAGCCAUCACCGAAACCCGAGAGGCGGAGCGCCGCUGACACGCAGCCAUCACCGAAACCUGAGAGGCGGAGCGUCGCUGACACGCAGCCAUCACCGAAACCUGAGAGGCGGAGCGUCGCUGACACGCAGCCAUCACUGAAACCCGAGAGGCGGAGCGUCGCUGACCUGGAAUCACCACCGAAACCCGAGAGGCGGAGCGCCGCUGAGGCGCAGCCGUCGCCGAAACCCGAGAGGCGGAGCGCCGCUGACACGCAGCCAUCACCGAAACCUGAGAGGCGGAGCGUCGCUGACACGCAGCCAUCACCGAAACCUGAGAGGCGGAGCGUCGCUGACCUGGAAUCACCACCGAAACCCGAGAGGCGGAGCGCCGCUGAGGCGCAGCUGUCGCCGAAACCCGAGAGGCGGAGCGCCGCUGACUCGCAGCCGUCGCCGAAACCCAAGAGGCGGAGCGCCGCUGACACGCAGCCAUCAUCGAAACCCGAGAGGCGGAGCGCCGCUGACGCGCAGCUGUCGCCGAAACCCGAGAGGCAGAGCGCCGCUGAUGCGCAGCCGUCGCCGAAACCCGAGAGGCGGAGCGCCGCUGCUGACACGCAGCCGUCGCCGAAACCCGAGAGGCGGAGCGCCGCUGACGCGCAGCCGUCGCCGAAACCCGAGAGGCGGAGUGCCGCUGAACUGGAAUCACCACCGGAACCCGAGAGGCGGAGCGCCGCUGACGCGCAGCCGUCGCCGAAACCCGAGAGGCGGAGCGCCGCUGACGCGCAGCCGUCGCCGAAACCCGAGAGGCGGAGCGCCGCUGAUGCGCAGCCGUCGCCGAAACCCGAGAGGCGGAGCGCCGCUGACGCGGAACCGCCUCGCAAACGCAAGAGGCGGAGGGCAGCGGACAUUGAACUAUCAUCACCCGAACCCAAGAGGCGGAGGAUCGGUGACGUGGAACGGCCACGCAAACCCAAGAGGCCGAGGGCCGCCGACGUGGAACCAUCAUUACCCGAACCCAAGAGGCGGAGGGUCGGUGACGUGGAACUGCCACGCAAACGCAAGAGGCCGCAGGCCGCCGACGUGGAACCAUCAUUACCCGAACCCAAGAGGCGGAGGUUGAAUUAGGUGAGAACAGGCCAUUGCACUCAAGCCUGAGCAAUAAGAAUAAAACUGAGUAGAACAAAAUAAAAAAAUCAAAAAACAAAACAAAACCCACACUCCAAAAACAAAGAAUAAAUAAAUAAUAUAAAAAUAAAAUAAAUACUGCAGUCCUUA